AUCAAUCAUGGCGCCGGUGCGGAUGACUGUGUCUUUGGGAAUAAUUCUUCUAUUAGGAUGUCAUUUGGCUUAUUCUCUACCUGAUACCGACUCACCAAAACGCGAACAAUCUGAUAAAAUCAUUGAUUCAAAUAAUCCUUCUGUAAGGAAGGAAGAGCAUGACAAUGAAGUAGACGAAAAAAGUAAUCAAGUGCUCAAAGCCCCUGAGAAGCAUAUCCAGCGAUCCAAUGCUCCUGUGGUUAACUCUGACGAUGAAGUAGACCAAAGAGAUAAAUCAAGGGAAGAGAAAAGACCAGAUGGAAAAAUUAGAACAGACAGUGAAAACUAGAUUUUGUGUGGAGGACUUGAAAAAGUUCCAAGACUGUCAGAAACCAGGAGAGAUUGUUGCGUGUUUGUUGGAAAACAGGCAGAAUCUUACAGUUCCAUCCUGCAAACAUAUGAUGACUAAAAUGCAGGCCAUUUUCUUCAGUGAUUUCCGAUUGAUCUGAUAUCCACUCCCAAAAUGAUGUGUUAGAAUGUCUUGAAGAACACCAAGAUGACUUAUCGCAAGCAUGUCAGAAGCAGAUAUAUCGUCUUGCUGAACUGUCUUCAGAUGACUACCAUCUUGAUCGCCCCUUAUAUUAUGCCUGUAAAGAUGACAGGGAGAGGUUUUGUGUUGAUGUCCCAUCAGGGGAGGGGAGAGUGUACAAAUGCUUGAAGAAACACAAGUUAGAGGAACAAAUGAGUGAUGAGUGUAAAGAUAAGUUGACAGAGAGACAAAAAUUGGAAGCUAAGGAUGCUAAGGUGAGACAUCCAUACCAAAAAAUUUUCAAGUUUGGGAAGUGCUUUUCCAAUUUAAUUUAUUCAGCCCUUUAG
This is a messenger RNA of Pocillopora damicornis (cauliflower coral), 855 nucleotides long. RefSeq names its product Golgi apparatus protein 1. Gene Ontology annotation, cellular component: Golgi membrane. NCBI's taxonomy places the organism in Eukaryota, Metazoa, Cnidaria, Anthozoa, Scleractinia, Pocilloporidae. The record is from RefSeq and is a predicted model, not a curated record.